This is a messenger RNA of Sphaeramia orbicularis (orbiculate cardinalfish), 8222 nucleotides long. It is a transcript of the gene scrib, whose product is annotated as scribble planar cell polarity protein. Gene Ontology annotation, biological process: receptor clustering; embryo development; neurotransmitter receptor transport, endosome to postsynaptic membrane. Gene Ontology annotation, cellular component: postsynaptic membrane; postsynaptic density; adherens junction. Gene Ontology annotation, molecular function: protein kinase binding. Bases 921 to 6368 code for a protein of 1815 amino acids. The transcript has 44 exons. Lineage: Eukaryota; Metazoa; Chordata; Actinopteri; Kurtiformes; Apogonidae. The record is from RefSeq and is a predicted model, not a curated record.
CACACGCCAAACCGGCCUGGCUUGCCUCAACUAUGGGAGGGAAGCGCGACUCCUGUUGAAGCUCCUGCUUUUGGUGCUGGCAUUUUAACUGCGUCUCAGUUGAAGAACACUGACUGGGCAGCUUCUUUGGCUCAUGUUUGGGAUGUUAUUAUCACACAAAAUGGACGCGUAGAAAGGUCCUUUUCAUAGCUUUAACGAUACUAGUGUUAGCUAACGACAGCUAGGCACAAAGGCAUUCAGUCAGCUACUAGCCGAUGUUAGCUAACGGUAACUAGCUUGCUAACAACACAGCCGGUGUAGACGAGCACAUCCUUGCGCAGCCAUACACGAGUUAAUCGCUACUGAAUAUUUCGUAGAAUAUGCUAACUUUUAUUGAGGAAUAUUUUUUAUGUGAAACACAAGGAAAUAGUUUGUUUUAGCAGUCUUUAUUCAUGACUUGGGGUACUUAAUACGUCUGUGUAUAGCUGGUUUUCUGGGUGCAUGUUUUUCGGCUAGCCACGACACGACACAGCGUCAGUGUGAUUCUAGGAUGGUAGUGGUAGCAAAAAAAGGCUAAUAUUACUUCGUCUGUCUGAAGAAGUAAGUACAAGAAGUGAAAUAAACACUUUCGCUAAGCGGGACUUCUCAAUGUUGUUUAUGUUCAUUACAAUUCCGGGGUGGAUGACGCUACGACGAAUCGGACAGCCCUAUAGUUGAACUGAAACUGGAGAUAUCGCUAACUGAUCGAAGGGAUUAUUUUGUGCUUAAGUGGAUUUUGGCCUCCUGUUCAGGACCGCCUUGGGAACACAGCGAUUUUUUUGACAUUGAGUGAGCCCCACUCUGACAUUGUCCUCUAUCCUAGCGACCUUCCCCCCCCUGCUUCACCUUCGAUGCGGAGAUUUCAGUAGCACCGGCAACCAUAUCCCCCAAGGCGGCCGGACAUGCUGAAGUGUAUCCCCCUGUGGCGCUGCAACCGCCACGUCGAGUCGGUGGACAAACGGCAUUGCAACUUACAGACGGUCCCUGAUGAGAUAUUCCGCUACAGUCGCAGCCUAGAAGAGCUGCUUCUUGAUGCCAACCAACUCAAAGAGCUACCCAAGCCUUUUUUCAGACUACUGAAUCUACGGAAGCUCGGCUUGAGUGACAAUGAGAUCCAGAGACUCCCUCCUGAGGUGGCAAACUUCAUGCAGCUGGUGGAACUGGACAUCUCCAGAAAUGACAUUCCUGAGAUCCCCGAGAGCAUUAAGUUCUGCAGAGCUUUGGAGAUCGCAGACUUCAGUGGAAACCCCCUCUCCAGAUUGCCGGAUGGUUUCACUCAGCUUCGCACACUGGCUCACUUGGCGCUCAAUGAUGUGUCAUUGCAGGAUUUGCCGACUGACAUUGGGAAUCUGGCCAACCUGGUGACGUUGGAGCUCAGGGAGAACCUGCUGAAGUCUCUGCCCUCGUCACUCUCUUUCCUGGUGAAACUGGAACAGCUGGACCUGGGCAGCAAUGAACUGGAAGUUUUGCCGGACACCCUCGGUGCUCUGCCCAACCUGAGGGAGCUGUGGCUGGACCGUAACCAGUUGUCCUCACUACCACCAGAGCUGGGAAAUCUCCGGAGACUGGUAUGUCUGGAUGUGUCAGAGAAUCGACUAGAGGAGCUUCCAUCAGAGCUAAAUGGCCUUUUAGCUCUCACUGACCUGCUGCUCACACAGAACCUGCUGGAAGUCAUACCAGACAGCAUAGGCUGCCUGAAACAGCUGUCCAUUCUGAAGGUGGACCAGAAUAGACUGGCCCACCUGACUGACUCAAUAGGAGAGUGUGAAAACCUCACAGAACUGGUCCUGACAGAAAACCUUUUACAGUCACUUCCUCGCUCGCUGGGCAAGUUGAAGAAGCUGACCAACCUGAAUGUAGACCGCAACCGAUUAGGCAGUGUUCCCAAAGAGCUUGGCGGCUGUGCCAGCCUCAACGUUCUCUCAUUGAGAGAUAACCGCCUGGGCAAAUUGCCUGCUGAGCUUGCAGAUGCCACUGAAUUGCAUGUAUUAGACGUGGCUGGGAACAGAUUACAAAACUUGCCUUUCGCCCUGACAAACCUCAAUCUGAAGGCCAUGUGGCUCGCAGAAAAUCAGUCACAGCCAAUGCUCAAGUUCCAGACAGAGGACGAUGAACGUACAGGAGAGAAGGUUUUAACAUGCUACUUAUUGCCCCAACAACCUUCUCCAAGCCUUGAGAACUUGUUGCAGAACAGUGUGGAUGACAGCUGGACAGACAGCAACCUGAACAGAGUAUCAGUCAUUCAGUUCCAGGAGGAGACCAAAGCUGAGGAGGAGGAUGAUGAAGCUGCAGCAGAGCGCAGAGGCCUUCAACGCAGAGCCACACCACACCCCAGUGAGCUGAAGGUGAUGAAGAAGGUGAUCGAGGAGAGGAGAAAUGAAGCCUACACCUCCAAACCUGAUGGAGAAGAGGAGUAUCCUGAGUCACAGGAGAAACGGCUCAGUGAUCUGUCCAAUCAGAGCCACGACUCCCAUGUGUCCAACAGCACACUGUCUGCCACCUCACAUGAGGAAAGGCACGAUGUGACCGUUACCUCACACAGGGAGGACCUAGUGGAUGGGCAUUGUCCUCAGGAGGAGGAAGAGCUGGAUGAGAUGGAAGUGGAGUACAUUGAGCCCACUGUGCACUUUGCAGAAGAGCCCAUCAUUCGUGGUGGGGAUGAGGAUGACGAAGAGGAUGGGGAAGACGGGGAAAGGAGCGAUGAGGAAGAUGAGAGGCCAGCUUUUCCUGCAGAAAAGCAGCGCCUCAUAAGGAAAGACACGCCACACUACAAGAAGCACUUCAAGAUCACCAAGCUGCCCAAGCCUGAGGCGGUGGCUGCACUGCUGCAGGGCUUCAGCCCCGACGGCAUCAGUUCACCAACUCAGGCUGCUGACAAUGACCAGGACGAGGACGAGGAAGAGCCAUUAAUCGGCACCCCUCUGCACAAUCAGAGAAUGGAGGAGCUGGAAGACAGUAGGAACCAAGUCAACUCCAGCCAAGUCAAGGGGGUGUCAUUUGAUCAAGUCAAUAAUCUGCUGAUUGAACCUGCUCGAAUUGAGGAGGAAGAGCACACCCUGACGAUCCUACGGCAAACGGGCGGUCUCGGAAUCAGCAUCGCUGGAGGGAAGGGAUCCACGCCUUACAAGGGGGAUGAUGAGGGGAUCUUCAUCUCCAGGGUAUCUGAAGAGGGUCCUGCAGCCAGAGCCGGAGUUAAAGUGGGAGACAAACUCCUAGAGGUGAAUGGAGUAGACCUCCACGAGGCAGAACAUCACACAGCAGUGGAAGCGCUUCGUAGUUCUGGGGUCAGUGUUUCCAUGACGGUGCUGCGGGAGCGGAUGGUGGAGCCGGAAAACGCCAUCACCACCACACCACUCAGACCAGAGGACGACUACUUCCCGCGGGAGAGGCGGAGCAGCGGCCUCGCCUUCAACAUGGAGAGCAGCCCCAGCGGACCCCGGCAGCGCCUGUCCACCUGCCUGAUCCGCAACGACAAGGGGCUGGGCUUCAGCAUCGCAGGGGGCAAAGGCUCCACGCCGUACCGCACUGGAGAUACGGGAAUCUACAUCUCUCGCAUUGCAGAAGGUGGAGCAGCGCACAGAGACAGCACACUGCAUGUUGGCGACAGGGUGAUAUCUAUCAAUGGUGUAGACAUGACAGAGGCCAGGCAUGACCAGGCAGUAGCGCUCCUUACCGGCACCUCCCCCACCAUCGCCCUCCUGGUGGAGCGAGACCUGAAUGCCCCAGGUGGCUCUCCAGGUCUGUCUCGGGCACGAGCCCACUCCCCUCCACCCCCAGAGCCCUCAGAUUCUCCAGACCAGGAGGACGGUCUUCACGGGAACCACCUGGGUCGAAUGGAGGACGAGUAUCCAAUUGAGUUCCAGAGAAGAUGGUGCAUGGAAGUGACCUUGGUGAAGUCAGGUGGCCCUCUGGGCCUGAGCAUUGUGGGAGGCAGUGACCACGCCAGUCACCCAUUUGGCAUCAACGAACCCGGCGUGUUCAUCUCAAAGGUGAUUCCUCAUGGUCUGGCGUGUCAAAGUGGGUUGCGUGUCGGCGACCGAAUAUUAGAAGUGAAUGCCAUUGACCUGCGCCAUGCUACACAUCAGGAAGCUGUGCGCGCCCUACUGGCUAACAAACAGGAGAUUCGUAUGUUAGUACGGAGGGACCCCUCACCACCAGGCAUGCAGGAAAUUGUCAUUCAGAAACAGCCAGGGGAGAAACUAGGCAUCAGUAUUCGGGGAGGGGCCAAGGGACAUGCAGGAAAUCCGUUUGAUGCCACAGAUGAGGGCAUCUUCAUCUCCAAGGUGAGUUCGAGCGGUGCAGCUGCACGCGACGGCCGACUGGAUGUUGGGAUGCGUAUCCUGGAGGUGAACAACCACAGCCUGCUGGGGAUGACUCACACAGAGGCGGUCCGAGUCCUUCGUGCGGUGGGAGACUCCCUGGUCAUGCUGGUGUGUGAUGGUUUUGACCCUCAAAAAGUGGCCGCUGUGGAGGCAUCUCCUGGCAUUAUUGCCAACCCCUUUGCCACAGGUAUCGUCCGAAAGAACAGUAUGGAGAGUAUCUCUUCUAUAGACCGAGACCUGAGCCCCGAGGAAAUGGACAUCAUACAGAAGGAGUCUGAGAUGGUGAGAGAGACAUCACAGUGGGAGCGAGAAGAGAUGGAGAAAGUGGAGCGUAUGCGUUUGGAGCGUGAGGAGGCAACUCGCCUGCUAGAAGAGGAGACCGAGAACAUUGGACCUGGACCUCUAAAGCUUGACUACAAAACCCUGGCUGCUCUGCCUACCACCAGUCUGCAGAAAGUCAACAGGGCACCUUCCUCUGAUUAUACCAGGACUGACAGCCCAAUCAGGGAAGCCCCUUACUCUCCAACAAUCCAACCGGCAAACAUUCACCACACCCCCUCUCCCACCGGCAGGGACAACAUUUCAUCAUCAACACGACCGGGUGCCAUCCAGCCACUUGGCCGUGUGCGGCCAAGUACCUCCCCUGCCACUCCAGAUGGCCACAGUCCUAACCCCUUCCAGCAUGGCCCCUCCCCCUUCAACUCCCAGACCUCUGACUUGUAUGGUGCAAGGAACAAUUUUCACCCCCAACCUUCUCCAGAGCCUGAGCUGAACAACGAGGUGUUUGAUGAAAACGUAGAAGGUCAGGAGGGAGCUGGCAUGGGCCUGACGGGCAAGGUGUCGCCCCGGCCCUCCCUCUCCUCUGACCGUCGGGAGUAUAUGAGCCUGGCAGCGGUGCCUCGUGUCUCCAGGCCAUCCCUGGACCUGCAGAGUCCUUCUCCUGCUGGUAAGGACAGCCCAGAGCAGCGCUCCUUCAGGGACAGACAGAAAUAUUUUGAGAUUGACGUGAAGCAGCAGACACCAGAAAAGCCCAAGCCUCGAGUCUCUCUUGUUGGAGAGGAUGAUCUGAAGAAGAUGAGGGAGGAAGAAGAGAGGAAGUUUGAGCAGCGAGCGCGGGAGUACCUGCUGGAUGAAGAUGAUGAGGAUGAGGAAGAGGACCUGGCUAAGCAGGUGGCACAGAUGAAGGCCACGGGCAAGGUGCUGCUGGACGGAGUGGAGUACAAGGUGGAGCCGGUGUCUUCCCCGUCUCAGCACUGCUCCACACCACCGAGCUAUAAUGUCACACCACCAAGCUACUGUGGCAGCUCAGGGCCUUCCUCAGUUGAUGGGAAAGGAGACUCUCAGAGGAAUUCAUUAGAGGAUAGCUUCAGGCUGGAGCAGAGGCCCAACUCCAUGACUGGCCUGAUCCCAGUGUACCCCGGGGAAUCCACAGCUCCCAUCCGCACAGCCAAAGCAGAGCGCAGGCACCAGGAGAGACUGCGAAUGCAAAGCCCUGAGCUGGCCGUGGCCCUUGACAAAGACCUGUCCCCUGCUGAGAAACGGGCUCUAGAGGCUGAGAAGAGAGCCAUGUGGAGAGCAGCACGAAUGAAGUCUCUGGAGCAGGAUGCACUGAAAGCUCAGAUGGUCAUCGCCAAAUCUCGGGAUGGGAAGAAGCGUGGCACGCUAGACCAGCUGACGGAGUCACCUUCACCUGCCCCCACACCCUCUCCCACUCCGAUGGAAGAGCUCAGUCCUCGAGGAUUGACAUCACCAGGCAGGCUGUCCCUGUCGUCAAAGAAGUUUGACUACCGACAGUUUGCUGCCAUUCCUUCUUCCAAACCCGUAUACGACAUUCAGUCCCCUGAUACAGCUGAUGAUAUGCAGUUCAUCGAUGACGGCUCCAGCAACCCAGGGCCUGCUGCUAGCCUCGAGGUGGAGGUUCCCACCCAGCUGCCCACCACCUCAGCCCUGGAGGAGAUGGCCCUGUACAGCAACAAACGCAAACUGAGGCAGGGUCGCCGCAGCCUGGAAACCGCCGUGCCCACGUAACACAUCACACCACCAAGACAAGAAACCCAAACACACACACUGUGGAACACUGGUCCAUCCACAGGAGGUGCAACGUCACGAAACACUACACAUAACGUCAGUAGAGCAAAGUGUACUCGACCGUAUAUAACCACUGCAGAGACUAUGACACUCAGUCACCACACAUUCACUCACAUCCUUAUAUCCUGCGUGCCAGUCUUGCCUUUACAGUCUGUGGAUGAGUUGGCAAAUAGAUAUUGUACAACAGUCCCUCAAAGGCAGGAAGGAGCUAGUGUGGUUAGCUACGAUUGUUACUUACAGACCAUUCUUUAUUUGUUUUAUACUUGGUUUGCCUAUUAGAAGCGGAGUUAUUUUAACAGGAAAAGAAGGAUGGCUUUAGUUUUUUUUUUUAUCUACAGUUUUGCACCUCCCAAUAAUUUUGCUGUUUAAAAAAAAAACAUACUGGAAGAGAAAAGAAAUGGGUCAUAGCUAUACUAACUCUGAAUUCUAUUUUUAGACUUUCAUUGAAUAGAUUGUAAAAUGUCAUUUUGUUUGUUUUGGAGAUGAAAAGGAGUGUAUAUAUUGUUGGGAACACCCUGCUACCUUCACAGUCACAACUAUGGAUAGCUUAGAAAAACGACAGUACAUAUCAUGUUUGCACUGCCAUUGAUCAGCUGUUUAUCUUAAGUAACUUAUUGUUUUUAGUAGUUAAAACUCAAAUUGAAGGCCUUCUAUUCUAUUACAUUUUAAUCCAUCCAGUUCUCUUAGAUACAAGAGGGACAAACUAAUACUUUGUAAGUUAUCAUUACAAUUUUAAUGAUAGAAUAAUGUAAAAAAUAAAAUAAAUAAAAUAUCACUAUAUAUAGUCAUCCAGAGAUUUUUGAGCUAAGCAUAUCUACAAAUUAGAUGUUUUUAACAAAGCUAAGCUGUUGCACAUCAUAUAAUAUACUGAUUAGAAAUGAGCAUUUUGUCCAGAUUUGACUGUGUUACAUUCCCCUUGUAGAGAAUAUGAAAAUGCUUACACAUAUUUCAGAUCAUGAGUUUCAUUAAUUAAUGGUACUUACCCCUGUCCUGUUUAGGUUGUUUCUUUUUUUUUUUCUUUUUAACAAUGUGAAUCUUUAAUUUGUAUCCUUGCAUUCUCUGGAGAGAUUCCAGAGUGACGUGAAGGUAGCAGGUAUUAUAUUUUUCUGUCUAUGGUUAAUUUAAAUCUGAUGCCACUGAAAUCAUUUAUUAUUGUGUGAAUAAUGUACAAAUACCGAAAGGAAAGCAAACUUUGGGUGUGAAACUGAGCCAGUCUUGACCUAGACUAAGAAGUGUCUGGACUGCUGACUUGGUGCUGGGACGCUCUGUGUUUUAUUGGUUUGUCAAUGGGAGAGCCGAGAGAGGCAGAACCAAUUUGAAAAAUCCCUCUCAAGACAUCGAUCUCAUUCAGACAUUAACGUCACUGUUUGACACUGUCAGUUUAUGUACCUGACAGCUUAUUUUUGCAGAAUCAAAGCUAAGUAGCAUUUGUGUUAAUUUAAUGUAGGGUCCUCUAAUUAUAGCUUUCCAUGUUGCUCUCACUGACUGAAAUUCAGUUUGUUUGAUAACAUUUGCAAUGGCUUUUUUAACUUCCAGUAGGUAAUUUUUUUUUUUUUUUUUUUUUUCAGAUGGGUUUCACUACAUUAUUAAUGCAGUGUUUAAGUUUUUGUGUAAUUCUUUUGUCUUGAGUACUCUCUGGGGGCUAUUUGCAAAUAGGUUGGAGGGAAUGGGUCAGAAGUCCUAGGGUCAAGGGUUAGAGCUCAUACAAGACUGUAACUAGUGAAUUUGUACAACCAAAGAAGUCUAUUUUGUGGUUCAGGAAUAAUAAAUUUUACUUUUCAUUUAAGAAGCCGA